Messenger RNA from Drosophila montana, 1168 nucleotides. RefSeq names its product lipase member I. Bases 427 to 1065 code for a protein of 212 amino acids. Gene Ontology annotation, molecular function: lipase activity. The transcript is spliced from 3 exons. Lineage: Eukaryota; Metazoa; Arthropoda; Insecta; Diptera; Drosophilidae. The record is from RefSeq and is a predicted model, not a curated record. Gene Ontology annotation, biological process: lipid catabolic process.
UAAUCGAGUUAUUCGCACAGAUUCUUGCAUCUUAAAUGUACUUUAACAGGCUGUCUGAGCUUUGAACUUGUCAUCGGAGUCCGCGCGCAAGAUUGCUUUACGCUGUCUGAUGAUUCGUGUCCCAAUUCGAAUAUUACCUUCUGGCUGUAUAACGCUGCCGUGCCCUAUGGCCGUAAGUUAAUCCUAAAUGGUCAAGACGGUUUCAAAUACAAUACGUCAAGGCCGCUGAAAGUACUGAUACACGGCUUUGCCAGUGAUCGCACACAGUCGCCCAGUCUUGAGCUGCUGCCGGAGUUUCUACGCUUCCCGGAUCUUGAUGUAAUCUCUAUUGAUUACGCCAGGCUUGCGGCUGAUCCCUGCUAUACGGAAGCCGUUCAUAAUUCCCAUUUUGUGGGUCGCUGCUUGGCCCACUUUUUGGUGCAACUAAUGCACAAUCGGCGCCUGCAUCCAUCAAAUCUACAUUUGAUUGGCUUCGGUCUGGGCGCCCAUGUGGCAGGAUUUGCGUCCAAAUUGUUGGCACAGAUGAAUGUACAAGUGGCGCACAUUACGGCCUUAGAUCCGGCAAAGCCGCUUUUCCUCACCAGCAAUAAGGACGAGCGCCUGGAUAAAACCGAUGCCAACUUUGUGGACGUUGUGCAUUCAGAUAUUUUCCUGCACGGUCUGAUGUUGCCUAUUGGACAUGUCGACUUUUAUCCCAACAAGGGCGUAGUCCAGCCCAAUUGUGGACCCGUCAACGAAUUAUCCACCCAUGAAUGCUAUCAUGAACGCGCCGCGGCAUACUAUGCCGAGUCGAUUCACUCGCAUACAGGCUUUUGGGCCUUCCGCUGCCGGGAUCUGCUCAGCUUUAUAAUGAAUUCAUGCCAACCCAAUCAGCAGCUGGAGCUGCUUGGCUACCGCACCAGUCCCACAGCACGUGGCAGCUACUUCUUGAGGACCAACGACACGACCCCCUACGCCCUCGGCCAAAACUUUAAUGAUAUGGAUCGCAGUCUUUAUGGUCAAACUUAUUUGGGCGAUGCUCUUGUUUCUAAGCUGCACGAAUUGGCCGCAGAGUCCAAAUUGUAAAACACGAGACGAUAAUAGAAAAUGAACCCCUUAACCCCCAGCUUGCGUCCUGUAAAUAUGAAUCUGAUAUAAAUGAAACUAAUAAAUUUAAAUAUUCAGCUGG